Trematomus bernacchii (emerald rockcod) is the source of this 3046-nucleotide messenger RNA. It is a transcript of the gene rprd1b, whose product is annotated as regulation of nuclear pre-mRNA domain containing 1B. Gene Ontology annotation, biological process: mRNA 3'-end processing. Gene Ontology annotation, cellular component: RNA polymerase II, holoenzyme. Lineage: Eukaryota; Metazoa; Chordata; Actinopteri; Perciformes; Nototheniidae. The transcript has 7 exons. Bases 542 to 1534 code for a protein of 330 amino acids. Gene Ontology annotation, molecular function: RNA polymerase II complex binding. The record is from RefSeq and is a predicted model, not a curated record.
UACUGUGCGACGCACAUGUCGAGGUGAAAGUGCAGGCGGCCGUUUUUUCGAAGGAAUCUUCCUAAUUAGACAAGCAAAGACAAACUGUGAGUCUCACCGUCACUAGCGCUUUUGUUUUAUCUUAUUUCACGACCGAAGACUUACUCUGCGCUAGUAUUACAGAAGCUGGUGUUUUAAACCCGGGUUAAACUCUCGGCUCAGCGCUGCAGAUGGCUGCUUAGCUAGGCUAGCUAAUGUUAGCUUUGGCUGUAAACAAACACUCCAAACAGUGAAGACACAGGAGCUCAAAAACUAAAUUUGAACUUUUAUAUUUGUUCAGCAGAUGUGGUUGAUAAUACAGUCGGGUCAAGAGCUUAAAAAAAAGUAUAGAAAUAUAUCGUUAGGUGAAGCAGGGGCAGUUUGAGGGUGCAUGUCUGCAGAUUAGCGACACAACUUCAGUUUUGAUGACAAUGCGAGUUUCUCCAAACUAGGUCGGAGCUCUGUCGCUUUAGAGCGGGUCUGGGUCGCUCGGGUCAAGGGGGAAACACACACUUAGACCGGCAUGUCGUCGUUUUCCGAGUCGGCUCUGGAGAAGAAGCUGACGGAGCUGAGCAGCUCGCAGCAGAGCGUGCAGACUCUGUCUCUGUGGAUCAUCCACCACCGAAAACACUCGGGCCUCAUCGUCAAAGUGUGGCACCGAGAGCUGAGGAAAGCUAAAAGCUCCAGGAAGCUGACGUUCCUGUAUCUAGCCAACGACGUCAUCCAGAACAGCAAGAAGAAAGGACCCGAGUUCGCCAAAGACUUUGAGACUGUCCUCGUGGACGCCUGCUCCCAUGUUGCCAGAGAAGCGGAUGACGGCUGUAAAAGGCCCAUGGAGAGACUGCUGAACAUCUGGAAAGAGAGAGCCCUCUACAGAGCAGACUUCAUUCAGCAGCUCAAACUGGCCAUAGAAGACUCAAACAGCCCCCGGCCUUCAGAAGAGAAGAAGGCUGUGAAACGAAGCUAUCACAAGAUCAAGGAGGAAGAAGAAGAAGAGGAUGAAGAUGAUGACUACAGAUGCCAAAUCUCCCCUCACAACUCAGACAUCUCUGCAUCUCAACUGACAGAAGAGCUUGUGAAGGCGCUGCAGGAUUUGGAGAACGCAGCCUCAGGCGACGCAGCAGUUCGUCAGAAGAUCGCCUCGCUGCCACAGGAGGUCCAGGACGUGUCCCUGCUGGAGAAGAUUGGUGACAAGGAUGCAGCAGACAAGCUGUCGAAGACGGUGGAUGAAGCGUGUUUGCUGCUGGCGGAGUACAACGGGCGGCUGGCUGCGGAGCUGGAGGACCGGAGGCAGCUGGCCCGCAUGCUGACUGAAUACAUCAACAGCCAGAGAGACGCUCUGAUGGAGAGGGAAAAGAAGCUAGAGGAGUAUAAGCAGAAGCUGGCGAGGGUGACCCAAGUUAGGAAAGAGCUAAAGUCCCACAUCCAGAGCCUCCCUGACCUGUCUCUCCUUCCCAACGUGACGGGGGGUCUGGCCCCGCUGCCCUCGGCCGGAGACCUCUUCUCGAACGACUGAGAGGCAUUGGUCCAGACAAACUACCCCCACGCCUCUCCCCACCAAACCCAGCCGCCCGUAUGAUUCACAGAACACUUCCAGCUGUGUCACCAGCCAGAGGACACGUGUGGACACAUCUCACCUGCUGACUCCUGACCUGCAGGACAACAGGGAGGCAGGGACACUCGAAGCAACAUUUGGUUAAACCACAACACUCUGCAGAGGAGAACAGAGACUCUGUCAGCCUGGAUUCUUCCGGCACUUUCUCGAUCAACAAGGAUUCCACUCCACCAGCUUAGAAUGAGUUUGCUUCCUGUUUGUUUUUAUUUUGUAUUUAACGCUGGAAAUGUCUGGGCUCUAUGAGGAGGGGCUGGGUUAAGAAGAAGCAUCGAUAGACAUACAGUUUGGCUGUCAAUCAAAAGUGUCUUUCUGUGUGGUAUGUUGUGGAGUCAGUGAGCAAAGGUGGGCCAUUUGCUCUCAAACCUCUCAGAGGUUACACUGUGAAGAGGAUUUACCAUUUGUUAGUUUUAUUUUUGGGGUAUUAAGUUUGUCGUUUUUUAUCGACCCGUAGGGGGUUUUGAUGCGUGUGUAAAAUUAGGGAAGAUGUCAGAUUGGGUUCAGUGUAAGUUGCUUUCUGUUUGCUUCACGAGCGGUCAACAGCAUCAGCACUGUCAUUUCAGUAAUACUUCAUAGACACAGAGACUUCAUGUUUUGUCCUCAUAGUUAGAGUCAAUAGUCCUGCUCUGUUUUUCCUGUCCCUGAUUGAAAGCUUUUUCUCGUUUACAGACUAAAACUUUCCAAGUCAAUAUUUGUUUUCAUAUAUUCAUUUGGACAGAAGCUUGAAUAAUGGUAAUUAUGUAAUAAGUGUGUACUAGACAAGGUUUAAUUUUUAUAAAUAAAUCCUGGAAGUUUGAGGAAACAAUUCAAAACAUUGUUUUCUUUCCAGUAACCUCCCUGGUCUUUAAAUCUAUGACACGAUACCAUUAGAAAAACACAAUAUCUUCUUAAGAGGCCAACAAGGUGAGAAGAAUUAUCCAGGUUUAGUUUGUGAGGAGUGGGCAGUAUGAAAUAUAAUACAUUCAAGAUGAAAAAGAAGAUAUUCUAUGUACCACAACAAGUGUUUUGUUAUACAACUCAAACAGGCGUCUCUUGCUAUGUGAAAUAGAUUAAAGCUAACAUUCUGCAGCUACAUUCUGAAGUGUUUAAUACAUACAAUAUUAAAAGGAUUAAUAUGAAUGUAUACGUAUUGCUCAGUCCUACCUGUGUGUAGACGUACAGAGAAGUAGCAACACAUUUACUGCACUUCAUUUCUCAGGUGUGUUGAUGAGGAGACAAAGCAUUAAUAUUACAAACCCCUGAGAUUGUGUCAGGAAAAGCAAGUCCUUUCCAAAUCAUUUUCUGAACAGUUAUUUUGCCAAGUCCUAGGCAAUAUGUAUCAAUGUCAAGCUCAUAUUUGAUUUUAACUUGUCUGUAUACAGAAAAACAUUUGAUAAUUUUUAUAAACGUAAAUAAAAAAGGUCAGAGUUUUUUUUA